Danaus plexippus (monarch butterfly) is the source of this 5005-nucleotide messenger RNA. RefSeq lists its product as uncharacterized. The coding region runs from base 482 to 4492 and encodes 1336 amino acids. The record is from RefSeq and is a predicted model, not a curated record. Lineage: Eukaryota; Metazoa; Arthropoda; Insecta; Lepidoptera; Nymphalidae. The transcript has 10 exons.
GCAUACAGCCAACUAUUCCCGCGACGGCGUCUUCGGCAAACGACGUGUGGUUGCGUCCUCCCUUCACGCCGACAUCCGAAAAGUUUUUAAACUUAAAACUUGUGGCACAUAGUAAAAACUAAAUUUAGUCCUACAAACUGAACAGUGCGGUGAACGUGUGCGUUUAGUGUCUGUGAAGUGGUUUAUUUUUUAUUGCAAUCUCGAUUUACCGUUCAGACGGACGUUACUGUUUCAUUAAAGAAAAAAGUUCAUAAUAAGUUGUGCUGAACGCGAGGGCCGUAUAUGGUUAAAUUGAUUCCUCGAGCUGGCUCACAGGUGAAAGUAGACCUUUGUUAAGUUCAUAAGGACACGACACGAUCGCAACUAGCUCGAAACGAAGCGUUUCGCGUAUAGUUGCGAGAAGAAGGUCGUGGGGUGGCUGGUUACUAUGGCAACCGGAAAUAUAACAAACCCAUAAACCACCGGGUCCCAGGCGGUGCGGAUGUCGGUGGGCGGCGCGGGGCUAAUGUCGUGUGUGCGCGAGGGCUCCCUCGAGCCGCCAUACCGACCGCCGCAUGCCGACACAAACACACAUGGCGAGGGUCGCACGGGUCGGUUCUUGCGCGGCCUGCGUCGCAUGUUCAAGCGACGCCAGCGCUCCGACUCGCCCGACCACAAGAGCAGUUCCACCAGCGAACUCCUGGACCCUGAGAGACAGAGGAGGAAAGAGGGUGCGUACGGAAGUGGUUUGUCCGUAUCUCACGACUCGGUGUUCACCGGCGAGCGCUCCGGAGACGAGUCCAGCGACGAGCGAGCCACACACACACGAUCACACGUCGCGUCGCAUCGAGCGGAGUUAGUCGCAGCUGUUCGCAGACGAGGUCGGGGUGACAGCGAUGAGGAUGAAGAUCUGGGCUUGCCUCACAGCCCGCCAGCCUCCCCGCCCACAGAUAAGGCUGAGAAGCGUCAUCAUGCCGGUAUAUCCCAGUCCUCGUGCAGUGACGGCUCUCUGCUCAGUGUGGGCUCCUCGGAGAUGGACGACGACAGCAGCAGUGGACACCAGCUGGACCAGACACGACACGAGCACUCAGAAGUCUACACAUCGUCCGAGCCUCCCUCUGGAGUGGCGCCACUGUCGCACUCAGCCGCUCGACACAAGAUGGCGGUGAGGCCGCGACGCAACCACGCUUUGCCACGGAGGAAAAAAAACAACUCGAUCGCUGCCUCAGCCUUGCCGAUAACUCCCGAGCUGAACGAAGAAAUGACACGAAGCACUACUCCUGAAGUCAUCCUCAAAUCCUCAGAAGUCGUUACUGAAUCAUUCUCUUCGACUACUGCGAAGCAUCACAUGAUCGUUAAGGACCAACACCAACAGCUGAACCGGGAACUCCAAAAGGUUCUGGAAACACCGAGCGACACUAAACUGAAGUCCUCGUCCCUACCGCCCGGAUUGGCUCUGAGUCAACUCGUUGGCCAAUCACCUGUCAAACUGAGCAUCGCUGACAAUAAUACCCCGAGAUCGUCGAUCAAAAGAAGCAAAUCCAGUACACAAGAACAACCAAUACGAGAGAGUUCACCAAAACUAAACGAAAGCCGACAACCGGAGGAUAGGAACAAACACCGCUCUGACAAAAAACAAGCCGACGAACCUUGCCUCGAAAAGAAAACUAAGUCAGAGAAGAAAGUAGAGAACGAAGUCAUACGGUCUUCCAAAAAAGAGGAAUCGUUUUUCAGCAGACUGCUUCUGAGGAAAAGCGGAAAGAAAUCUAAGAAGGAUCAAACCGACGGCGACGGGCAGCAGGACGUGAAGAAAACGAAGACUGAGAAGACGACGGCGCAAUACAAACCAGUGGACUCGGGCUGUUACUACGAACAAGGAUACAAACACACAGACAGGUCCUAUAAAUCAGCCGGCCAGAAGGCGUUCGCUAAUCAAAUGCACAAGAGAAUUGAUAACAAAGGAGCCUACGUCCACGAGGGCGCGUACAAAGACGUCUACAGCGCUGCCAAAGUCACCGGCCUCGAUUACAGCAUAGAUCUCAAAGCCGCCGAGGAAACCGAUAAAAUGUUGAACUACGAGAUGAAAAACAGAUUCAGCAGGAGGGACGAGUUCUGCGAGAAGAUAGAAAAGAAACGUUCUUCGUCCAAAGAGGCGAUCGAUGACAAGAGGGAAUCUUUCAAUUUGCAUCACGAUAAAUCGAAAAGACCCGCCUCCGUACAGAGAUUGAUCGAACCGUUCUCAACAAAAACACUUCUCGCCAACGAACUCGCUAACAGGACGGACGAAGACAGUCUGUCUCCUACAUUCGAAGUUUCCGACGAAGAUUCCAUUAGAGGCCUGAGAAUAAAAAACGUUAAUAACGAUUGCGUGUUCCACAGCGGCAGUAUGCCCAAGAAUAUACCGUACUUCAAUCCGAGCAUCUCUGUCUCCGUGUCACCUGUGAAAAGCAAGACUCACAGCUCCGAAAACGUCAAGUAUAUGAGCCGUUCCACGGAAGCAGAUUUCCACGGGAUGGAAAUAGUCAGCAAACGAGAAAACGUUCAUCAUGUUUGCAAAACUGAUGAACCAUACGUCGCUUCCGGUUUGAGAUCUUUGGGUGACGAAUACGUGGAAACUAGAAGCAGUAUCGGUAAAUCUCACAGUUUUCGUUACGCGUCCCAAUCAUCUUCGAUCAGUUCCCAGGAAAACCAACUGCCGAGUCUACCGGCCAUCGUGGGCAUCUCUGAACCGCUGCUUGAAAGCUGGGAAGUCAACUAUAGGAGGAACGUUAGCGAGAGACACGACCACUCCAAGCGCAUAUCCGCCAGAAACUAUAACAUCCUGUCCGGUGAAUCCGAGACAAACUACGACAGUCUACCGAGCACUGACAGCAGCUACCUAGACAGCCUCAAACAAGACAUGAGCGAGGAAAGAAAGCUGUUUACAAACAGCAUUCAAAUCACAAUAGAUACUCACAAACGCGACAGCGAUAUCUCUCAGAUCGAGGCUAAAAUCGACGAUAUCAUCAGCUCACCAAAGCCUAUCAUAUCUCCAAUACUCAAAUCUAGUUCGUUAGAUAGCGUUAAAAGUAGUCCCGAAAAACCUGCCGCAGACAGACGCAAGACCAUAUCAGUAGAAAGUGCUAUAGGACAGAGUAAUAAAAAUAUUCAAAAAGAAUUAAAGCAAGAGCCGGAGGGGUUUAUUUCAGUGACACACAUAAAUAGAGACAACGUGCCAGUUGUGAUUAAAGCUGUUGAAAUAUCUAAGAUAAAUAAAAGCGACGAGAAGAUACAAAAAACUGUAGCUAAGUCUGGAGUGCCGGAGUUCCUCAAUAUACAGCUGAACAAGGUUGACGCGAAACCGGUUACUAACGUUGUGUUGACAGCGAAUGUGUCCCCAAAAAAGAUUGACAGUCCGCAACCAGAGAAGGAACCGAUCGUAGAAAAUUUCGCCGCCCCUGAUACGCAAAUAUCACAGAAUGUGAAAACCUCUAAGGAAAUAACGAAAACGGUUGAUGACACUGAGACUGUACAAGUUGAGGAGAAACCAAAUGUGGUCGUGGCCAGAACACUGAGCACACCCGCGCCACAGAGUCCCAUGACACCGAAGCAUUUCUUUAAAAAGAAAUUACUCAGCGUCGACUCACAGGAAAAAAUAGAAAAACAAAGAACCAGUUCCGUCAGCACCGAAGGAAGCAUCGAGAAGAUCGAUAACAUAUCCAUGGACCAAAAGUCACAUUCCAGUUUCGGCAGCAAAAGUUCCAUUCAGAGUAUCGACAGCGACGAGAACAAAAUACAAGACAGACAGGAGGAAGCGGUCGUCUACAGAAGAAAACCCUUCGGCAAAGACUCCAAGAAACAUGACGACGAACCAGAACUUAUGAAGGUUUUCGCGAGGCGGUCCCUCAAACUCAAAGACUCGGAAGCAGACCACAUAGCGCAGGACAUAGCCGACACCAACAAAAACGAUAACGUAUCCAGAUCUAAAAUACUCAAGAACGAGUUCAACGCUUCCAUCAAAUCUAGGGACAGCGACAAAGAGAACGAGGAACAGAAGGAACAAGCAUUUGAGAAUAAGCUGGUGGACAUCGCGGCGAGGGUGAGUCAGUUCGGAAACUACCAGAGGAGCGUCAGCAUCAGCAGUGUGACGCCCAAACGAGACAGCGCGCCCGCCUUCAGGAGCGACGUGAACAAAUACAAGAAAGAAGUAUCCGACUCCACUCCCGAGAAGAGAUUGAGGAACAGAACGUUCCCCGACUCAUCCAACGAUAGAGAGGACAUCAAAAACGUUACCAAGAAUGAAGCCAUGGGAUAUAAAGCGGAUACACUCACCAAAAGACCCUGGCAGAGGACCGAGUUCAGACAGGUGGUGGAGAAAGAGAAACGAGACGUUACCGCGGUAGAAAAGGACGGAAACAAUGAGAAAAGCGAAAGCGGGAAAGAGAAGGAAGAAGCGGACGCCUCACCACAGUUCAAAGGUAUACUCCAAAUGAGAGCGGAGUGGGAGAGACGAGCUCAAGGGAUGACCAAAUAAAUACGGUGCUGAUUAUAAAUAACUUUAAUAACCAUUUAGUUAAUUAACGUUUAAGGACUUCGCUAGACGCGGGGUCUGGUUACAUUUAUAUAGUUACUUAGCGAUAGCCAAAUUUAUAAAGGUUGCAUUUAUCGCAGUUUUUAUCGAUCCAACAGACGGACGACAUUACAGAUUAUUUAUAUCCGUGUUGAAAAUAUCACAAUACGUAUUAGAGGAGCGUACCCGGUACUAUGAAAUAUGUUAUUAAUGAAGUUGUUAGCGAUCACACAUGGAGUAUAUUUUGAAUACCAACAUCUAACCAGAAGAUAGUUUUCUGUACACGCGAGUAUAGACGCAGUCGUAAUUAGUCCCAUAGUGCUGUAGACGGUUCAUGUAUCGUAGGCUAUGUGUUGUUAAGACGUGUAUUUUUGAGUGUUAUUGCAUUGAUAUAGCGAAUAGUUAUAUUUUAUUAAAGACUACAUUAUGUAUUAAACAUUUCUGAACUGUGAAAUACAAAUUUUAUUCCUAUAGUUC